UAGCGGCGGAAGCUAAACUUGGUGGCCCGGUUCACUACCGAUGGAUGUAUCCUAUUGAGAGGUUUCUUAUGCGCUUAAAAGAUUAUGUACGCAAUCGAGCCUAUCCCGAGGGCUCGAUUGCUGAAGGAUAUAUUGCUGAGGAGUGUCUGACAUUUUGUUCGAGAUAUCUUGAAGGUGUUGAAACGGUUUUCAAUCGACCUCAAAGGAAUUGUGAUAUCAUAGAGAAUGCAGAUGUUUACAAGUUCUCAUCUGGCGGAAGAGUUUUGGGAAAAGUUGAAAGUGUUGUUCUUGACCAGAAAUCGUUGGCACAGGCACAUCGCUAUGUCUUACUUCAUAGUGAUAUAAUAUCCGAAUCUCGCAGGUUAGUACGGUUAAUUGAAAUCUAAAUUUACUGUCAUGUCAGGAGAAUGUAAUAUUGGUAUUUA
This is a messenger RNA of Phoenix dactylifera (date palm), 425 nucleotides long. Lineage: Eukaryota; Viridiplantae; Streptophyta; Magnoliopsida; Arecales; Arecaceae. The record is from RefSeq and is a predicted model, not a curated record.